UCCACCCUCUCUGAAAGAAACUGUUUCUUACUUUAUACUGUCUUUAUGUUUGAUUUGUACAGCUCUCCUAGCCAGAGGAGGUGAGACAUCCGUUCCCUCUACAAGACAGUCUGGCUCUUGCAGGAUGGAUUUUCAAGGGUCAAUUCCAACCUAUAUUUAUGACAUCGAUUAUGGUAUGUCAGCACCCUGCCAAAAAAUCAAUGUGAAACAAAUUGCAGCCCAGCUCCUGCCCCCACUCUACUCCCUGGUGUUCAUCUUUGGUUUUGUGGGUAACAUGAUGGUCUUCCUCAUCUUGAUAAGCUGCAAAAAGCUGAAGAGCAUGACUGAUAUCUACCUGCUCAACCUGGCCAUCUCUGACCUGCUCUUCCUGCUCACACUCCCAUUCUGGGCUCACUAUGCUGCAAAGGAGUGGGUCUUUGGAAAUAUAAUGUGUAAAGUAUUCACAGGGUUCUAUCACAUUGGUUAUUUUGGUGGAAUCUUCUUCAUUAUCCUCCUGACAAUUGAUAGAUACUUGGCUAUUGUCCAUGCUGUGUUUGCUUUACAAGUCAGAACAGUCAACUUUGGAGUGUUAACAAGUGUUGUCACUUGGGUGGUGGCUAUGUUUGCCUCUCUCCCAGAAAUAAUCUUUACCAGAUCUCAGAAAGAAGGUUUUCAUUAUACAUGCAGUCCUCAUUUUCCACAAACUCAAUAUCAUUUCUGGAAGAGUUUCCAAACAUUAAAAAUGGUCAUUUUGAGCCUGAUCCUGCCUCUACUUGUCAUGGUCAUCUGCUACUCAGGAAUUCUCCACACCCUGUUUCGCUGUAGGAAUGAGAAGAAGAGGCACAGGGCUGUGAGGCUCAUCUUUGCCAUCAUGAUUGUCUACUUUCUCUUCUGGACUCCCUACAACAUUGUCCUCCUCCUGACCACCUUCCAGGAAUUCUUUGGAUUGAAUAAUUGCAGUAGUUCUAAUAGACUAGACCAGGCCAUGCAGGCAACAGAGACUCUUGGGAUGACACACUGCUGCCUAAACCCUGUCAUCUAUGCCUUUGUUGGGGAGAAGUUUCGGAAUUAUCUCUCAGUGUUCUUCCGAAAACACGUCGUCAAACGCUUUUGCAAACGCUGUUCAAUUUUCCAGCAAGACAAUCCUGAUCGUGUAAGCUCAGUCUAUACCCGGUCCACAGGAGAACAAGAAGUUUCUACUGGUUUAUGACCUGGGUUGAGUUUUAUGUAUCACUUAGUUUUUCUAUGUAACUUGGGGGUAGGAAUGGUUCUUUUAAAGAAGAAAUUACUGUCAUAGAGGGCCCAAGAUACAUACAUCUUGUUGGUAUUUAUUUAAGAUCGAUUUGGUCUUUUAAAACUGAAUGAGAGUUUUGGAGCUGGCAAGGAGAACAGGUCUUUUAUCUGGAUCAGGAAACAUGCACAAAGAGACUUGAGGCAGGGGCCAUGGCGCAUGUGCAAAGGGAUGGACACGGGGCAGAUGCUGAUGCUGUUGUCUAGAGAUGAUAUGUCUCAUCUCUGUGUUCCUGAGAGGUGGCUUUAAAUAUGCCUGAUUGGCAUAAAGUCACUUCUUGCUGUCCAUUGAUGUGCCUGAUUGCCAUAAGAGGAAGAACCACUUCUGCAUAUAAAAUGUAGAGUCAGCAGAACUUGGGGUAAAUUGGAGUUAGAGGUUAACAAGAUCCCCUAGGCCUACUUAGGUUGGAAUAAACAUUGAGGAAACAGCAAAUACAAAGGAAGAGUAAAGAGUUUGGCUUAGGAAGGUAGUCUCAUUUUAUAGUUUGAAUACAAAGUGAUCUCAGGCUGGCAUUUUGUUGCUGCUUUCAGACCUAAAUUCUACCAUACCAGCUUUGAUCCUAGCGGGUAACCAGAGAUCUGUGAAACACCUGGAUUAUGAAUCAUGAGCCUGAGGUCUAGGAAUAAUAUGAACCCUUUGUGAUUCUUGUGAUGAGGGCUGUUUACAUAGUUUGAACCCAGACCUUUAUAACCUUGAGCAGAGGCUUCAAGAGAUGGGGGAAGAACAUCAAUUUUUCUCUAUUUACUUGGCAAUCAUCAUAUCUGGGAGGUUCAUUUUAGAAACAAGUUGUUGUGCACUUCAGGAGCCAUGCAAAUAUAACUACUGCCCUCCGUGUUCCAGUUUGAGUAUGAGGGCUUCAGUCACUCUUUCCAGAUGGCUUCUCCACACAAACAGUGCUACAUUUAGCCAUUUCAGAGAGCUUUAGGAUUUUUUGUUGUUUUUGUAGUUGAUUUUGUUUUGAAUUUUAGAGCAGUUAAGAUCUUCAUAGUGAAGGCUAGGGGAAGAAACAAAGGGAUUAGAAUCUCUCAGAAGAUUAAAGUAUCUGCCUAACAAGAGGUGCUACUGGUUUUUCUCAAGCUCCAAUUGUGAAACCAGAGUCCUGUGACUGUCAGCAGGAAGUGAACAUUUGCUUUUUUUUAUUCCUGGAAUCCACAUCCUCUUCCCCACUGUGUAGCCCAGACUAGCAUCAAGUUCAUGAUCUUCCUGCUUACAUCUCAAACUCUGAGAUUACAAGUAUAUAUGAACAUAUCCACUUGUAUUUUUAUAUUCGUUAGCAUAUAGAAAGUUAUAAAUUCUUUGAAGAUAAUGAGUAUUAUAAAAAGUGCUUUGUAAAAAUUUUUAUACUUUCCAUCAAGUGUAUAUUUAGUGCAUAGUACAUAAAAUUAUGAGAGUAUUUUGUAAGUAGUUGUUUCACUACUUACAAAAAUAAUACUUAUUUAAAUACAGAGUUCUUAGAUUAAAUGGGUGGUGGUGAUGAUUACCUUUCCUUUAAAGUAUUUUUAGCAGUUAACUUACAUCCUGAAACAAAUUUUCAUAAUAAUUUGUUAUUAAAAAUGUUAUGUUAUUUGUGCAAUGUUGCCUUGAAAUAUUGUAAUUUUUAAAUUGUACUUACUUUCAAUUAAAAGAGUUUUAACAUAUUUACAAAUUUAUUUCAGAUGUCAAGAAUCUGGUUGAAAAUAAAGAUAUGCAACUUUGUGGUCUGGUAUUUGAGUGGGAGUCACAGGAGAGAGAGCAUUGCCUUUGUUUCUCUUCCUUCUUUUCUUUCUCUUUCUUUUUUUUUCUUUCAAAAAUAUGUUAAUAAUUUCAGUAAUGAAAAUUCUAUAACACUGAGAGUUCUGUGCAUGGUUUUUCCUGCUCAGAGAGAGGAUAGAUGUUCCAAGAGAGUUUGGAACAUGCUGGUUUUCAGUCUGCUACAACCCCAGCUCCCAAAGAAGGCGUGCAAAGAUAUUCUGGCUGUUAAUGCUCCUAAUGGAAGAGACAAACAAGUAGGAAAUAAAACUGGCUCUGAAUGGUUCAAUAACUUCUCGACAGAGUCAAAAGGUUGCUUUUCAUUCCUUAGAUCUGAAGGUAGAAAGUGUCAAAGAAGAGUGGAAGGCAGAUGGGCUUAGAAGACAGGAGUGAGGGGAAGGGAGCCCUUUAUCUGCUAUGAUAGAGCCAGCUUUUGUGAGGAUGAGGGAAAGUGUGUUAGUAAGUUAUCUUGCUGCUGUGACAAAAUAUCUGACAAAGGCAGCUUAAGGAAAGAAGGUUUAUGAUUGCUGAUAGUUUGAAGGAAUGCACUCUACUGUGAUGUGUGAGAAGUGUGAGCUUGGUGGUCAUGUCACAUCUACACCCAGGAAGCAAAGAAUUGAAUACUGGUGUCAGCUCUUUCUCCUUUUUAUUCAGCCCAAGUCCCCAGUCCAUGGAAUGGUGUUGUCCAUAUUAAGGAUGGGUCUGGAAACAUCCUCAUAGAUACAGAAAUGUGUUUCCUAAGUAGUACUAAAUCCAGUAAAGAAGUCAAUCAAUA
This is a messenger RNA of Apodemus sylvaticus (European woodmouse), 3773 nucleotides long. RefSeq names its product C-C chemokine receptor type 5. Gene Ontology annotation, biological process: immune response; inflammatory response; chemotaxis. The transcript is spliced from 2 exons. Bases 125 to 1189 code for a protein of 354 amino acids. Gene Ontology annotation, molecular function: C-C chemokine receptor activity; chemokine (C-C motif) ligand 5 binding. Lineage: Eukaryota; Metazoa; Chordata; Mammalia; Rodentia; Muridae. Gene Ontology annotation, cellular component: membrane; cytoplasm. The record is from RefSeq and is a predicted model, not a curated record.